Molecule: messenger RNA, 2755 nt
Organism: Xyrauchen texanus (razorback sucker)
Lineage: Eukaryota; Metazoa; Chordata; Actinopteri; Cypriniformes; Catostomidae
Product: cytotoxic granule associated RNA binding protein TIA1-like
Exons: 12
Coding region: 206-1369 (387 amino acids)
Cellular component (GO): cytosol
Molecular function (GO): mRNA binding
Source: RefSeq, a predicted model, not a curated record
UCUUAUGUCGCCUUUCCAUUGUUCAUAACUGGAGUCAGCCGAGACGGCAUUUCACGUUUACUCUUAUUACAACCCGUUUGGUGUAGAACAGAGGGGACAAUAACACGUGAAAGACCGAGACCACGCGCCGAACUCGGGAUCAUCUCAAAAUCGACACAAGAGGAUUUUCUCUCAGGGUUCGGUGUCUUAAUUCAAUCGUGGAAAUAUGAUGGACGACGAGCAGCCCAAGACCCUGUAUGUUGGAAACCUGUCACGGGAUGUGACCGAGGCCCUUAUUAUGCAGCUCUUCAGUCAAAUUGGCCCCUGUAAGAGCUGUAAAAUGAUUAUGGACACGGCGGGUAACGAUCCAUACUGCUUUGUGGAGUUCUUUGAACAAAGGCACGCAGCGGCCUCCCUCGCAGCCAUGAACGGGCGUAAAAUAAUGGGUAAGGAAGUAAAAGUCAACUGGGCCACCUCACCAAGCAGCCAGAAAAAAGACACAAGCAAUCACUUUCACGUCUUUGUUGGCGACCUCAGCCCAGAAAUCACCACUGAUGACAUCAGAGCUGCCUUUGCACCAUUUGGAAGAAUAUCUGAUGCUCGUGUUGUGAAGGACAUGGCGACGGGGAAGUCUAAAGGCUACGGUUUUGUUUCAUUUUUCAACAAAUGGGAUGCAGAGAAUGCCAUUCAGCAGAUGGGGGGCCAGUGGCUGGGCGGCAGGCAGAUCAGGACUAACUGGGCUACAAGAAAACCCCCAGCGCCCAAAGCCACCUAUGAAACAACGAGCACCAAGCACUUGUCAUUUGAUGAAGUAGUGAACCAGUCCAGCCCCAGCAAUUGCACUGUCUAUUGCGGUGGAGUCAGUAUUGGCCUUACAGAACAACUCAUGAGACAGACCUUCUCUCCUUUUGGUCAAAUAAUGGAAGUUCGAGUGUUCCCAGACAAAGGCUACUCAUUUGUUAGGUUCAACUCCCAUGAAAGCGCGGCUCAUGCAAUAGUGUCUGUUAAUGGUACGUCCGUAGAAGGUCACAUAGUGAAAUGUUACUGGGGAAAAGAGACUACAGACAUGGUCAGCCCCAUGCAGCAGGUGCAGGUACCCCAGCAGAACAAAGUUGGCUUCGCCGCACAGCCAUAUGGUCAGUGGGGACAGUGGUAUGGCAACGCACAACAAAUUAGUCAGUAUGUCCAUAAUGGCUGGCAGGUACCCACUUAUGGCGUGUACGGACAAGCCUGGAACCAACAGGGCUUUAAUCAUUUACAGGCUGGCGCUGGGUGGCCUGGUGUCAGUGCAGUCAGUAACGGCGGUGUGGUGGAGUCUGCACAAGGAGUCAAUGGGACCGUGCUAGCCAACCAGUCCAGCAUGGGCACUGCAGGAUACCACACACACUGAUGCGCCAAUGGACAACUCUAGCUCUCCACUGCGGCUGCAGCAGGGAUUUACACACAACCCCCUCAUUCUCAACCACCCAAAAAGAAGCCUGAUAUAGGGAGGGGGUGUGCCAUUUUUUUUAAAGAGAAUUUUUUGACCCUCCCCACCCUCCACCUGUAAUUUUCCUUCAGUUUAGGUGGACUAUGAGGCCGUUCUUGCUCGUCAUUGCGGGGUCUUGAGUUGCCCAACGCUGGGAUUAAACAACACACCAUGAUACACAAACAUGUAUUCAGACGCAUUAAUGCACACCCACAUAAAUCCAUAGGUCAUCGGCCUGGUGUCCGACUGACUUAAUUGGAGAGGAAGAUGCCAUUUUAAACUCAAAAGUACUAUAAAUAAAAUUCAACUAUAACUGCAAGUUUUCCAUUUUGCUUUUGUUUUUUUUUUCAUUUGUUUAGAGCAAUUUCAGCUGCUGAUUUUGUAAUAUAUGAAGCUUUGGCUUUUUUCUUUGGACUUGCCAUUUUAAAAGCAAAAUAGUUUUCUUGAAAGGAGCGAUGACACCAUCGAAUCAUGUUUAGUGUCAAACCUUUUUUUUUUCUUUAUAAAAUGAAUAAAAUGGAUGUCAACUGUUGUAUUUUUUUAAUUAGACAUUCAAUUUUCUCAAACUAAACCAAUUGCAGGGAUGACUGCCACAUUUUUUUCCUUGACGGCAGAUAAAUAUUGCACAAUAUUAAUACGUUUUCACAAAAAAUUUGAUGUUACGCAAAUUUUAGGUAUUUUAAAUUGUUUUGCAUUCCGCUUAUUUUGAGGGCUUGUAAGUAAGGUAUCCCAUUCUGUAUGUAAAUAACCAAACAACCGUGUUAAACUGGUGGGACAGGGACGCUAUAUAAAGACAUUUCAAGUGUUGAAUAUGAAUGCUUGCUUGUUUGCUUGCUUUUUGUUUUGUAGUCGGGUGGGUGGGAUGAAGGGUUGGGUUUGGGCUUCAUCUGAACUUCAGUAUUAGCGGCUCUGUUAAAUGCUGAUCCAUGCGGUUUAAUGGAUUCUUCCUAAGUCUUGUGGGAGAACUUGCUGGAUUGCAAUGCAGUGCAAAGAUCCAGUCUGAACAUUUUUGUUAGUACAAUGAAUUUGUGUGUAAUAUCUAAAUAUCAACUUUUUUUUUUUUUGUAUCUAGACCCGAAACCUGAAUGGAUCAGAAUUUUGCACUGUUGCCCAUUGGAGUUUUAAUAGACGAGACCAAUUAUGUUGCCUUAUUUUGCGUUGAUUUCACUUGAUGAAUAAACUGAUGAUCAUAAAACAUAGGCAGUGCCUAAAAAUAAUUUGAGAUCUCAUGUUUUGAGGAUUUUUCUAAAUAAUAUUCAUCCUACCUUUUUUCGUGUUCUUGCUUUGUCCCAUUAAAAUGCAAAUAAG